AUGCAUAUGAUAACAUCUACUGUACACUUCUUGCUCAAAGUGCAGUUCAUGGGGCCAUGGCAGGGUUUUCUGGUUUUUACAGUUGGACCUUUCAAUAGCAAACAUGCAUAUAUUCCAAUACAGUGUGUUAGCGAGGCUACAAAUGUUGUUAAGUUCACAGAUAGGAUGUGGGCUACACUUUUGGCUUCUACUAAUCAACCUACAAAUGGUCUGGAACCUUCAAGAAACUGUUUCAAAGUUGGAUUUAAUACUAAUGCUGGCCAGAAUAUGAUUGACGGGUUGGGGAUUACUGGGUAUGAAGGCACCUUCUUGAAGGUUUGUGAGAUUACACUUUCAGUACUAAGGGAACACAGAGAAACAUUGAUGAGUUUUCUCCAGACUUUCGUCCAUGGUCCUCUUGUGGAGUGGACAAAAAUUCAUAAGUCUAGUGGAGUAGAAUUUCAGAACCCUCAUGCACAGAGUUCUGGGAAGACAUUAUUAGCCAUAACUAUUGCAAAAACUGGUGAAGAACAUGAAGAUGUUUUGGCACACAUGUAG
Lactuca virosa is the source of this 537-nucleotide messenger RNA. The record is from the annotation of a GenBank genome assembly. NCBI's taxonomy places the organism in Eukaryota, Viridiplantae, Streptophyta, Magnoliopsida, Asterales, Asteraceae.